Messenger RNA from Eruca vesicaria subsp. sativa (arugula), 519 nucleotides. The record is from the annotation of a GenBank genome assembly. NCBI's taxonomy places the organism in Eukaryota, Viridiplantae, Streptophyta, Magnoliopsida, Brassicales, Brassicaceae.
AUGGCGUUAACCAACAACAAACUCCCUUGCUUUAGCCUUGAAAUUUCCUUCUUCGUAUUUGCCGACGGGAAACUUCUCUCCGAUCAAACACGAUGCAGCACUUACUCUUCGCGCGCUCUCCUUCAAACGCCGAUUAGGAAGCUUCUGAUCAUGAGUCUCGAUCGCGCGAAGCGCGGACGUGGACCGGUGGUGGUUCAGACUGUUUCCGUGACGGUUUGCGUGGUUCUGGUGGCGAGUGUGUACAGUAUGAUGAAGAUCCAGAAGCGGUGGAUCGAGGAAGGUGCAAUGAACCUGACGGAUGAGGUUAUCGUGGCUAAACAUCUCCUUGAAUCGACUCUCAUGGGUAAGCUAAACGAUUUUCUGAGAGAAUUUGAGAUCCGGUUUAAGGAGAGGUUGAGAAAUCUUGUGAAUUUCUUGAAAUCACUGAAGUUCCAAGCUUUAGUGAAGAAGCUGAGAGUUAUUUGGAAGGGAUUAUUAAUGGAUGUAUUGUCGAUCAACCCUGAUGAGCUCGAACGUUAA